Daphnia pulicaria is the source of this 2441-nucleotide messenger RNA. Its product is annotated as ankyrin-1-like. The transcript is spliced from 4 exons. The record is from RefSeq and is a predicted model, not a curated record. The coding region runs from base 1 to 2238 and encodes 745 amino acids. Gene Ontology annotation, molecular function: protein binding. NCBI's taxonomy places the organism in Eukaryota, Metazoa, Arthropoda, Branchiopoda, Diplostraca, Daphniidae.
AUGGCGCAGACCUUACAACUUUUCAAAACUCUGAACCCGGAUAAUUCGGGAUCUGACGCUAAAGCUGAACCCUUUUACCCAGCAAAAAAAUACGAAGAAGCGAUUAAAGAAGCCAUCACAUCCGAAUACGAUCCCGAAGUAGGAAAUCAAAUCAAUCAGAUGAGUUUAAUUAGCUCGAUUCGGGGUCGUUUCUAUGGCCUGUCUCGAUGUCGCUUGUACAAAUUGAUUCAACGUUCACCGAAGCUUCUCGUUCUGUAUUUCUGGUCUCAUUUGCUCGACGUUGUUAACGAGUCAGUUGCUGUCGAUCCUCAAACAGGAGUUCCCAUGUCCCCUUCUAAAGCAAAGCAUAACUCGGCCCAGUCCAAACAUAAGAUUAUUCCAGAGUUGGAAUGGAGCAGUUUGUAUUACGACAACGAGCAAGUCGUCGAUGAGCUGUGGAAUAUCAAGUACUCGGAAAACUACGCCGAUUCUCAGAAAACGACCGAGGAAAUUAUUGGAACCAUUGCCAAGUGUAACGUUUCAGGAAGCGUGUGGUCCGACUUGUUGGAAAAGAUCGGAAGUCAAAGAGGAAUCUCGCUGCUCUCCGCAAUUGUUGAAAGCCACUCUUCCAACGUUGUGAAUUUCGUUGAAAUAUUCCUACAACGAUUUGACGUAGCCAACCUGCCAGCACGCAUUCACAUACUGGUGGCUUCUAACGAAGGAUACUUUGCAGCCGAUAUAAUGCAAGUGCUGUUGAAUCAUGGAUUAGAUUCCAAGAACGCCGUCAGCAAAUUAGGAAUGACUCCAGUUCACUACGCGGCGCAAAAUGAGUCGAGUUCAGGGCCGAAAUUGAUGAAGAUUCUUCUUGAAAAUGGGGGAGAUCCAAACAGGCGUUCAACAAACCACGACAAGUCAACGCCCAUCCAAUUGGCAGCAUCCAAUCAAGGGGAAUACGCGGCCGAGAUUUUCAAGUUGCUGCUCGACAGGAGAUGCGCAUGCGAUGAGCUCAGUGCUGGCCAAUUCGAACCCAUUCAUUUCGCGACGAUGAACAGCGGCGAGUCUGCGCCGGAAUUGCUGGAUUUGCUCCUCAAGAAGCGAGGCGUCAGUGUCGUCAACAGGGUGACUGGAAUGUCGCUGGUUCACUUUACAAUGUUCAACAACGGCGACGGCGGACCGAUCAUCGCUAAAAAGUUGUUUGAAAAUGGCGCCAAACCCAACGCUCGCGACAAGAGGAAACAGACGCCACUUCACUUGGCCGCAAGAGACACCGUUGGCGAAAAGAAUCAAAUUGCAAUCAUGACGGUCUUUCUUCAAAACGGCGGAGACCCAAAUGCCGUUGACGAAUUGGGUCGAACGCCAGUCCAUUACGCAGCCGCCAACGAAGGAGAGUACGCGCUGGAAAAGCUCAAACUUUUAAAGGAUUACAGAGGCAAUUUGGCUGCCCGUGACAAAGGUGGACUGACUCCUGUUCAUUACACAAUUCUAAAUAAGGGAGCUUCCGGUGCGGAAAUGAGGCAACUAGUUGGAUACAAAAAAGGCACAAACAUUCCGCUGAACAAUUGCGGCGAGACGCUUCUUCAUCGACUAGUCAAUGGCAUUCACAAUCAAAUUCAUCUGGUUCAAACGGCACUUGAAAGUGGAGUGAAUCCAAACGUCAAGGACAUGUUAGGAUGUUCCCCCGUUCACGACGCCGUCACAGAAAUCGAAUCUAGUGUCGGAUUGGACAUUUUAAAACUUCUACUCCAAAAUGGAGGAGAUGCUAAUCUUCCUGACGAUAAAAACCAGCAAACGCCCGUCCACUAUGCGGCCUAUAGUCUCAAAAAAUGGGGACCUAAACAGAUGGAAAUUCUCCUGAGCAAUGGUGGAAAUGCCAACGCAAUCGGCAUAAUAGGGUACACUCCACUUCAUUUGGCCGCCAUGAAUAAGGGAAACUAUGCUCCCAAAUUGACCAGUCUUUUGCUUAAAUCCAAUGGGAAUGCUAAUGCUGUGGAUAAUUGCGGACGCUCACCUGUUCAUGUAGCCGUACUGAAUGAAAACGACGACACAAGAAACCAAAUUAUCAAAGAGUUACUUGAAAAUGGCGGAAAUGCAAAUGCUCGUGACAAGGAUGGAAGGACACCAUUAUACUACGCCAUUGCUGAAAGACCAACUAAUAGCUUGCUGAAAAAUGUUCUAAUCAAUUACGGAGGAAACAUGGCAGAAAGAGACAACCACGGCAUGACGCCAAACCGACUUUUAAUGACUAGAAUGAGAAGAUAAUCAAAUACAGCUUUCACUUUUAAACGAGUUCCAAAGUUGAACUUGGAAUUUUUGUUGAUUUUUUUUAGAAUAGUUUAAAGUUACUCAACAUUCGGCAAAUAUGGAAAACCAUGUUAUAAUUACUGUAUAUCAAAUUGUUAAGUGGUCUGUAGCAAUGGAUUGGACUUUCCUAAUUCCCGAGAGAAUACAAACAUUCAAACCGA